UUUUUCCUGAACUGAAUCGCUGAGUUCCUUUGAUUUGCAAAGCAACAGUCAACAGAUAUGGCCGACGCACUCCUCUCCGCUUCACUUCAAGUUCUAUUCGACAGGUUGGCUUCUCCGGAGUUGAUGAACUUCAUCCGGGGACAGAAGCUAAGCCAUGAACUCCUCAACAAAUUGAAGAGGAAAUUGCUGGUUGUCCACAAAGCGCUCAAUGAUGCGGAGAUGAAGCAAUUUUCAGACCCACUAGUCAAAGACUGGCUGGUCCAGGUUAAGGAUGCUGUGUAUCAUGCGGAGGACCUGUUGGACGAGAUCGCUACCGAAGCCUUGCGGUGCGAGAUUGAAGCUGCUGACUCCCAACCUGGUGGAAUUUAUCAGGUGUGGAACAAGUUCUCUACCAGGGUUAAGGCUCCAUUUUCCAAUCAAAGCAUGGAGUCCAGGAUGAAGGAUAUGAUUGCUAAGCUUGAAGAUAUUGCUGAAGAAAAAGAGAAGCUUGGGCUGAAAGAAGGUGAUGGUGAGAAACUGUCACCAAGAUUACCAUCCUCUUCUUUGGUGGACGAGUCCUUCGUGUACGGCAGGGAUGAAAUUAAGGAGGAGAUGGUGAAGUGGCUGCUUUCUGACAAGGAAACUGCAACAGGCAACAACGUCAUAGAUGUGAUGUCCAUAGUGGGCAUGGGCGGCAGCGGCAAGACCACACUCGCUCAGCUUCUCUAUAACCAUGACAGAGUGAAGGAAUACUUCCACCUGAAAGCAUGGGUCUGUGUUUCCACGGAGUUUCUUCUUAUCGGUGUAACCAAAUCAAUUCUUGAGGCAAUCGGUUGUACCCCUACUUCCGAUCACAGCCUAGAUUUGCUUCAACGUCAACUCAAAGACAACCUUGGCAACAAGAAAUUUCUACUCAUUCUCGACGACGUCUGGGAUGUGGAGUCUCUUGAUUGGGAAAGUUGGGAUAGACUACGAACUCCACUCCACGCUGCAGCCCAGGGAAGCAAGAUUGUUGUGACCAGUCGUAGCGAAACUGUUGCAAAAGUCAUGCGUGCAAUCCAUACUCAUCAGCUGGGAACAUUAAGCCCUGAAGAUAGUUGGUCCCUAUUUACAAAACUUGCAUUUCCAAAUGGAGACCUCUGCGCUUAUCCUCAGCUUGAACCCAUAGGCAGAGAGAUUGUGAAGAAGUGCCAAGGAUUGCCUUUGGCUGUGAAAGCACUCGGGAGUCUCUUGUACUCUAAGCCCGAAAGAAGAGAAUGGGAAGAUAUUUUGAAUAGCCAAACAUGGCAUUCUCAGACUGAUCAUGAAAUUCUUCCAUCUCUUAGAUUGAGUUACCAGCAUCUUUCUCUACCUGUGAAGCGUUGUUUUGCUUACUGUUCAAUUUUUCCCAAGGACUAUGAAUUCCACAAAGAGGAGCUGAUUCUAUUAUGGAUGGCAGAAGGGUUUUUACACUCAGGACAAAGUAACAGAAGAAUGGAAGAGGCAAUUUCUGAUGACAUUUGCAGCAUAGACACCAAUAGCCAUGGUAGUGAGAUUUGUGGAUUUAACAACCAUUGUAUUGCUUGAUGAAGAGGGGAGGUUGUCUAGAUUGUUGCCUAUAUGGGUAUUCUUUCUUGGAUACAGAUUUUAAAGAUGAAAUUUUUUCAAUUGCCCGAUUGCCAAGCAGAUGAAGGGGGAGCAGAGAGGAAUGUGGUACACGGGCUAUUGACAAGCAAAAUCGAGUUCUAGAGGGAACAUAAUCCCAUGAUCUUGUAUAUAUGAAAUUGCCCUCUCUCAACUCCAAAAAUAGUGAUCAAUAUAUAGUCAGUAACAAGGAUCAGCAUAGAAGACUUACUAUGUGAACAAUGUUUGAUAUGACCAUGGAAAAAAAUAUGAGGGAAACAUCAAUAACUUUAUGCCAAUGUAUUUUUAAAUUUGGGAACAUUUGGAAAACUACAGUUCCAAAAGCAACAUUUUUAUGUGAGGUAUUUUAUGGUAUUGAAUUUAUAGAAUUUUUUAGUUAUCUGAAACUGAUUGAGGUCCCCUAUAAAAAAAAAGGCAGUCUAUUUUGCAUUAACCCAGUGGACCGUUCAAAAGGUGAGAAGAUUGACACAAAUCUUUGUUAUGUAGUUGCUACACAUGUUCUGUCCCAAUUUUGAUGUUCUAUUGUUCUUGUUUUGGUUUUUCUUAGGUCUUGACUAUGACCAAAUGAUCAUUUGCAAAAUUGGCAUUGCCUUGCCUACACUUCUGUCUGUGACUAUGAGCAUUGGUUCUCAUUUUUCAUUUGAGUAGGAGCCAAUUGUUUAUUCAUAAAGAAAAUUAAAAAGUCCAAGUCUAAAUGAAGGUCUAUACCGCAAAAUUCCAACAACGAAUAUUGUAAUUAAAUUGUCUUAACUAUAAGACUUUUGCAGUUCUAUUUUUUAUUUUGAUGUUGUUAUUAUCUUAAAGUAGUUGAGUGCAAUUCUCUCAUUGAAUUAUCUGAUUUUGUAUAGAAAUGAUGAUUUUGAGCUUAUUCCCCAUCUUCAUGCUUUAGAAAAUUAAAUAUUCUCUGUAUUUAUUUUUCUGAACUUUUGAUGAUACAAGGUUUGAUCUCAAUCUCAGGAAAGUUCGUUUUGAGAGCAUAUUUGACUAUUAUUCAAGCUGGACUAGCCUGUAACUCAAUUCCAUCAACCAACGUCAAUGGUAUCAACUAUGGAUGGCCCUUGCUUGGUUGGGUCGAGUUACAAUCAGACUCAAGUAUGUUCACAUGGCAAUUACUGAUGACAAUUGCAGUGCAACUGCAAGUGGCUGUGGCACCGGGAUUUAUGGAUUCAACAACUAUUGUAUUGUUUGAUGGGGAGAGGGGGUUGUUCAAAUGUGAGUGCCUGUGUAGGCAUUCUUUCUUGGCUCCAGAUUUUAAAGACCAAAUUUUCCAAUGCCCAGUUGCCAAGCAGGUGAAGGGGAAGCAGAGAAGAAUACAGUAGAGUUCAUAGAAUUAAACAACACAAACUGGCAAAUCUCCAAUUAUGAACUUUGGAUUGGACGGAUUGUUGACAAGAAGAAGUUUUAAAGAGUCUUGUAAAGAGGAUUGCUUCUGUGCAGUAGCCAUUUAUACAGACAAUGUGUUAGCAGAAGAGAUUCCUUCUCUCCUGUGGAAGACAGAGCAAAAGGCUUGCAGACAGGCCCAGAUAAGUCUACCUUGAUUCUUGUUCAGUGUUCUUCAAUCUGUUUGUGUGGUUAGCUAUAGCUGGGUUGCUGUCUUCUGAUAUUGUAAGAAACUGAUCAGUCUCCAGUUUGUUUCAAGCAUACUGGGGAUCUUUUAAUUUUUAUCAAUGUACUUGUUCCUAUACUUUCAGUUUGUACCCACAUUAUGAAAUUAAUACCCUAAGGAAAAAUUUAAAAAAGUAGCAUAAUCUUGUUACCUUCUAUGUAACAUGCCAUCUUAGAAGAUGAUUGAUCAUAUUAAUUAUUUUUUU
Molecule: messenger RNA, 3413 nt
Organism: Vitis riparia (riverbank grape)
Lineage: Eukaryota; Viridiplantae; Streptophyta; Magnoliopsida; Vitales; Vitaceae
Product: putative disease resistance RPP13-like protein 1
Exons: 4
Coding region: 58-1545 (495 amino acids)
Biological process (GO): defense response to other organism
Molecular function (GO): ADP binding
Source: RefSeq, a predicted model, not a curated record